AUGCACAUGACCAUGAAAAUUAUGGGCAGCAAUCAAAACAUGAGGAAUCAUUCAACGUUAGAUUGCUUACGAGCUGCAUUGGACGCAGUACACAACGAGGGACCUGAUCACGAGGGGUGGAAAGAGGUCUACCUCUUUCUUCGUACCGCAGAGAUGUGUUGUGAGCUGCAGAGGGAUUCAACCGAUGCCUUUCCCAAGGGGAAGAAAUUAUGGAUUAAUUUAGAUGGAUGUGAGGAGAAGCGACGUCCUGUGUUAACGCAGAUGCCGAAUGGGAUGCUUGUAUUACCAGUUUUGUCAAUGGAAGAUUACCUUGAUUACUACUUUUGUUGGGUGGACGCGUUUGAGUUCUGUUGGUUUCCCAUUCCCAGGAUGGGAACUUGUUUUGAGGGGUUCUGUCAAUUGCCCUUUCCAGUGACAGCUGUUGGGAGUAUGCAACACUUUAGUGCCCUUGCCACCGUGGCGUUUCGAGCGUCCCAGUUUGGUAUUCUAGUGAAUCCUGGACAGCAUACCAGCAAACUCGUCACGUAUCCAGAAAUGGUGGAGCUUGCCAAGCAGCGAAGUAUGCGACCCAAGGAACGAAACACAGAUCUGAAGAGUACAAUUAAUGGAGUGAAGGAAGAUAUAUUUGUUCGAAACUUUCUUUGUGGAUUUGACACCAGAAAACUUCUUAUGAAACGCAUCGAACCUCCUCAAUUAGUGGAGUUGCUUCGUCAUCGGCCCAAGAUACCACCAGUGGCACGGUUAGAGUUGCAUCUUCUCCUCUUUGAGUAUGAAUCGAUAGUCAAAGUUUUUGUCCGCACUGUGGAUUGCCCACGUUGA
This is a messenger RNA of Trypanosoma rangeli, 819 nucleotides long. RefSeq lists its product as uncharacterized. The transcript has a single exon. The coding region runs from base 1 to 819 and encodes 272 amino acids. The record is from RefSeq and is a predicted model, not a curated record. NCBI's taxonomy places the organism in Eukaryota, Euglenozoa, Kinetoplastea, Trypanosomatida, Trypanosomatidae.